UUGAAGUACUAUUUUGUGCUUCUAUGGUGGAAUGUUUACCAUAUGUGCAUGCAAUUACCAUAUUUGGAUGCAAUGAAUUAAAACAGAUAAUUGGUGAGGAUACAAAGAAUCACAGAAAGCCAUUUUUUCCUAGACUGAAAGCACUUGUCAUAGAAGAAUGCAACAAAUUGAAAUGUAUCAUUCCCAUCUCAAUUUCCAAAAUGCUACCAAAGUUAGAAGUUCUGGUAAUCGUAAAAGCAAGUAUGCUAGAGGAAGUAUUCGAAGGGAACAGUGAUGAAAAGGUUGAGAUUCCAAAUCUGAAAACUGCAGUAUUUGCUGAACUUCCAAGCCUUCGCCAGAAGAUUGAAUUUCUCACUGUAAAGCAUAGUUUGGUGAAGAAUGGUCCAAAAUUUUCCUUGUCUUCAUCCCUUCCAAGUUUUGAAGAUAUUCUUGCUUCUGCCAAAGGAUAUUUUAAAGAAGAUCGGGAUAUAUCAAAAAGAUUAGUUGAUAUUCUUUGUCAUCUUUAUCUUUUUGGAGAGAUUGGCUAUCGAAUGUCAAUAGGCUAUGAAGUUGCAACUCAAUUUGAAGUAACAUCGAUAAGCAGUAAAUGGAGUCAUGCUAAGAUUAGAGACAGCCCAAUACUUAAACAGAUUGACGAAGACAACCAACGUCAAAAUGACGUUGGAUCAAAUGAAUUGGAGGAAGUAGAGAACCAAAGCCAAGAAACAAUCGAAGAUGAACACAAUCUUCGGAUACCAUCCAUAAUAUCACCAAUAGAAACUCCUAUGUACAAAACAGAUUCACCAGAAAAUGAAGAACAAAUGGCGAUACCUUCUUCAAAUCUUAACAUGGAGCUUGCUACACCUAAAGAUGUUAAUGAUGGAGACUUUGAGAGAACAUCUAACUCAGUGGUUUCUCAAAAUACUAAUUCUACAGAGUCAGAACUGAAAUAUCAGCAUGUAAAGAACAUAUUACUGGAGAUGCCGGAUAAUCUUGAUGAGGAUUCUAAAGCUGCAGUAGCAUCAGGGAGUGAGUUGACUGCAUCAAAGGGAAUAAAGAGAACAUGUGAAGAAGGAACCAUAUCACCACAUGCAGAGACAAUAGCAUUGUCAAGUGAUUCAGAAUCAGAACAUGUUGUGAAUAUAGAACUUGAAGAUGUUGGUGUUGGAGACAUUCAAGAAGCUUCUCCAGAGAAACUACAUCAGAUCACUGAAGUCACUCUGAAUUUGUUGAAUUGUUAAAAGAACUGCGUAAUUGUGGUUUCAAUAAGGAUUGGUUGGAUGAUGUUGAAAGACUCAAGACAGUCCUUUGAUUCUGCAUUUGGAGGAUCUUAAACAUUAAGUGGCAGAAAAUCUUGAGCAUUCGAGAUAUUGAUAAAUGUUGCUUGUGUUGAAACUUUGGUCUCUCCAUAUUUUCCUGAGCUAUUUAUGUUUUCUCAAAUAAAACCAAAUAA
This is a messenger RNA of Vigna radiata var. radiata (mung bean), 1432 nucleotides long. RefSeq lists its product as uncharacterized. NCBI's taxonomy places the organism in Eukaryota, Viridiplantae, Streptophyta, Magnoliopsida, Fabales, Fabaceae. The transcript is spliced from 8 exons. The record is from RefSeq and is a predicted model, not a curated record. Bases 24 to 1220 code for a protein of 398 amino acids.